UCCCUCUUUGUUUUCUGUAGCAAUAAGUGCAUUAAAAAGACUUGCUCCCUUGCUUUCUCUCUGUCCAGUAGCAGUGUGUGGUAACCAUGGGAACGGGAUACUUCAUCGACCUCUUCAGCUUCUGUGUGCUGUCAGUCAUUGACUUGAGUCAGAGUAUGCUAGCCUUCAGGUUUAUCUGCUGAGGAAGCCACAUGGCCGGAUGUCUCUUUAAUAAUAAUGGUGGAUGGUUUCUUAGCCACCUUGUCACUAAGGUGAGAGAUGGAACACUGUGUCCCAUUUGGAAUGUUUAUGGCAGACCUGUAGUAAAACUGAUCGACCACUUUUGACAUGUUACAGUGACACCUGUUUUGGGUUCUUGAAGUCCCAGUCUCCUGACAUGAUUGUGUGAAUUGAUGCAGGUUCCCCCCCUUUCUGUUCACUGGUGCUUCAGUGCUGUGAGGCAGUCAACUGUCUUCAUGCCAGGGAAGCUAGAUGCAUCAUCGUUGAAAGGACAUUAACAGCCCUGGAAGUGUGUUUUAUCAGCAAUACUACAAGUCAAAGCAGACCUAGGGCCAAGGAGAGCUGCCCAUCUAUAUCCCAAAAACAAGUUACUCUGCAAUAUUCAUGAUUAAAACCACUCGGACUACAACAACUUUGUCUUGGAGGUUAGCCUCUGAAUUGCUGCCGUGAUCCCCACUACAGAAUCUCAGAGGGUGAACUUUGAGCCCUGCUUGAUGGUUCUUAAGACUGUGAAGAAUGCGUCUGAAUGAAAACCGGGUGUUGCCGCGGUGGUUUCCCACUUCUCUGAUUGACGAGGUCGCAGUGUGGAAUCUCCACGGGGUGAUUUUGCUGUAUGGUUCUGAUUGUAACUUUGUUUCAUCUUUUUGUUGUAGGUUUUAAAAGCUGAAAAAGGCUGGAGACAUUUUUGGGCACAGGCUGGUGCAGCGGCAUGCUGGCUAUGGAGUGGUGUCGGCUGCAGACUGGAUGACAGGCUGCACUGGGAGAGCUGAGGCACACGCGGGCGGGACACGGGCACUGUGCUGAGCCAGCGGGCAGUGCCGGUGUGGUGACAGACAGACAGGACGACCUAUUGGACGCCUCUCUUUUACCUCUCCAUACCCAGUCCCGCCCUCUCUUGGUUUCCUCUACGAUCCCAAACCCCCCUCCCCUCCCCUCCUUUCCCUCACCUUCCCCUCCUUCCCCCAACCCCACCCCCUCCCUGCCUUCCCUCCCUGUCCUCUUCCUCCUCCUCCUCCUCUCCUCCCUCUCUACUUCUACUGUCCCCUUCUCCCCUCUGACCCCUGACCCCUGACCCCUGGGGAGGACAGGAUGAGCUGGCUGAGCCGGCUGACCCCGCGGGGUCCCGGGAGCCGGACGGGCCGAAACGGCGCCCCCUCCUGUCCGGUCACGGCGGACCCCGAGACCUGCCUCAUGGUGUUUGAGAACCACUGGAGACAGGUGUCGUGGGUGCUGGAGCAGAGGGACCCUCCCGGCUCGGGGGCGGGCGAUGACCUGACGGCCGUGCGGAACCACACGGACCAGAUGAUGUGCCUGCUGGCGGAGGAGCGCCCGGGGGGCGGGGCCGGGGCCGGCGACGCCGCCGCCAUGGGCCCCAUCCUGGAGCUGGCGGUGACGGAGAACAUCCUGGACCGGCUGCUGCAGUGGCACCUGCGCCGCGGCCUGGACCCCGACAGCCAGGGGGCGCUGCUCAAGCUGUUUGAGAUGCUGAUCGGCCGCUCCCAGCAGCCCCUGCUCCGGCACAAGCCCGUGCUGCAGCCCCUGCUGAGGCUGCUGGCGGCCUGCGCGGACCCCCAGCUGGGCUGCCCCCCGCCGCUGGAGAGCAGCCUGGUGCUGCUGCUCAACCAGGUGUGCGCGUGCGUGGCCCGCCAGCCCGCCGUGCUGGAGCUGCUGCUCCGCGCCGGCCCCGCCCCCAGCCCCGCCCCUGGACCCCAGGGCCCCGCCCCCAUCCCCCAGGGCCCCACCAACCUGCUCAUCUUCUCCCUGCUGGUGCCCUUCAUUCACCGCGACGGGGCCAUUGGCCAGCAGGCCCGUGACGCCCUGCUGCUCGUCAUGGCAACCUCCGCCGACAACCAGGCCAUGGCGCGCUACAUCGCCGAGAACUCCUACUUCUGCCCGGUGCUGGCGACGGGCCUGAGCGCGCUCUACUCGUCUCUGCCGCGGAAGAUCGAGGUGCGCGGGGACGACUGGCACGCGCUGCGGCGGGAGGACUGGGUGGGCGUGUCCUCGCUGGUGCUCUUCAUGAACUCGCUGGAGUUCUGCAACGCGGUGGUGCAGGUGUCCCACCCGCUGGUGCGCGGCCAGCUGCUGGACUACGUGCACAACGGCUUCCUGGUGCCCGUGAUGGGCCCCGCCUUGCACAAGUCCUCGGUGGAGGAGAUGAUAGCCAGCACAGCGUACCUGGACCUGUUCCUGCGCAGCGUCACGGAAACCGCCCUGCUCAAGACCUUCCUGCGCUUCAUCCUCCUGCAUCGCCACGACAACGACACCAUCCUCAACACGCUGCUCACCCGCAUCAGCAGCAACUCCCGGCUGUGCAUGGUGUCCCUCAGCCUGUUCCGCACGCUGCUGGCCCUCAACUGCGAAGACCUCAUGCUGCAGCUCGUCCUCCGGUACCUGAUCCCCUGCACGCACGUCAUGCUGAGCCAGAGGCGUGCUGUGAAGGAGACGGACAUCUAUGGCAAGUCCGCCGAUCGGUUCCUCUCCCUUAUCCCUGAGUGCUGCCGCCUGGACACAGCGCCCUCUAGUGACCGGGAGGACGACCCUGCCUUCUGGGAUAAAGUUCCGGGGAGCCCCACCGCGGAGUCGCCCGUCCACCCCAAGCCCAGCACCCCGUCCCGCCUGGUCCUCUUCAUCCGGCAGCAGAGCAGCGGAGGGGGGGUGUCCCCCCCGUCGGGCUCGGAGACGACCCCGGCGUCCCCCCGGGGGGGCCCCAGCCCGCUGUCCCUGGACAGCCCCGUGCACGCGGCCCCUGAGGCCGGGGAGCUGGAGACGGGGUACCUGGCCUACCUGCGGGACGCGCGCCGGGGCAUCGAGCUCUGCUCCUGGGGCUGCCGCGACUGGUCCGCCCCCUACGACGGGGAAGACCCCUCCCCCGGCUCCGUCCCGCCCCCGGCGCCUCCUCCCCCGCCCGUCGCCGCGGAGACCCUCGGGGCUAACGGAGAGGCGGGCGCGGACUCCGGCCAGCAGAGGGCGGCGGUGGUGGCGGCGGCGCGCUCGGAGUGGGGCAGCUCGGACCGGGACAGCGGCGAGUGGGACAUCACCAUCAGCAAGAACUGCAUCAGCCUCACGCCCCGCACCAAGAAGCGCAGCCUGCAGCGGGAGGCGCCCCUCCUCAAACACGCGCCCCAGCCCCGCCCCUGCCCCCUCCCGCCCUCCUCGCAGCUGCCCCACCCCGCAGCGGGGCCCCAGGGACCGCAGGCGGCGCUUUACAACGGGGCGGGGCAGGGAGGGCCGUGUGCGGACGUGCAGGAGGCGGAGUCGGAGGUGAAGAAGGUGAAGAGGGACUCUGGAGGCGAUCCGCCCCCUGGGGAGGCGGGGCUGAACGGAGGGGUCGUGGGGCGGCCCCCGGGCGGCCCGCCCACGUCUGGGGCGAAGCAGCAGGGCUGGGCGGUUCAGGGGGGUCAGGGCCAGCCCGCCACGCCCUUACCAAACGCCAGCGAGGCCCCGGAGCCCGCCCCGAAACCAAAUUCGGCUCCGAACGCGCGGGUGGGGCCUGCGGAGCCGCCAGCGCCGAGCCUGGGGCUGGAGUCGGUGGAGAGCCUGAUCGAGGAGCUCCUGGAGCGGGCGCCCGCGGGCCCGCUGGCCGGUGACCCGGGCGUCCAGGGCAUCAGCAUCGAGGCCUUCCACCAGGAGCUGCGCGAGCUGGAGGACCGCGUGCGGGAGAGGAGGGGGGCGGAGGACGCCGCCGCCAGGGACCCCCCUGUCCCCACCCCCGGCCCCGGCCCCGACCCCACCCCCGCGGACGACCGCCCCCCGUCGCCGCCGGACUCUGACCUCAGCGCGGCCGAACCCAAAGCGGAGAGCUCGGCGCCGGGCGUGUUGAGCCCCGCCCAUCCCCUGACACAGCCCGCCUCUCAGCCUUACACAGGACCCUUCGUGGCUGUGCUGUUUGCCAAGCUGGAGUGCAUGCUGCAGAACUCUCUGUACGUCAACAUCCUGCUGACCGGCAUCCUGGCCCAGCUGGCCUGCUACCCCCAGCCCCUGCUCCGCUCCUUCCUCCUCAACACCAACAUGGUCUUCCAGCCCAGCGUCAAAUCGCUCAUCCAGGUUCUGGGGUCGGUGAAGAACCGCAUCGAGGCGUUUGCCGCCACGCAGGAGGAUUUCCCGGCCAUGCUGCGGAAGGCCCGGCGGUACCUGACGGCUCGCGGGAAGCUGGACUGGGGCGACUCGCCAGUGGGCGUGCCCAACCUCCGCCGCUCCGACUCGCUGGUGAAGAGCCGGAAGCCAUCGUUGGGGGACCUGCUCCUCCGCCACACCCAGAGCCCCACGCGGGCGCGGCAGGCAGCGCAGCUGGCCCUGGCUCACGUGCGGGACGGCAGCCAAUCCCUGCACAGCGCGCUGUUCCGGGGCGAAGCCGGGGGCGGGGCCUCGGGAGUGGAGAAGCAGGCGGAGGCCCUGCGGGUGAAGAACGCGGUGUAUAGCGCCGUGGUCUUCUCAGAGUUCCUGAAGGAGCUGGCCGCCCUGGCACAGGAACACGCCGUCGCAAUGCCUUUCCCCCGCAGCCAGGGGGCAGAAGAGUGACUGCCAGGGAGCACCGCAGAGCCGUCCAAAUCCUCCUUUGUAAAAACUCUGUAAUAAGUGCGUGUUAGGGAGCACUGUACAGCUUUAGGAAAUUGUGCAUAUAUAUAAAUAUAUAUAUAUAUAUACAUAUGUAUAUAAUAUUUAUGUGUACAUACAUUUACAAGAGGCUCAGUGACAUCCAGGUUUGGAAGAGGGGCCUGUGGCUCCAUGUUGGGUUAUGACCUAACGAGUCCACACAGUACAGUACUGGCUAUUUGCGUAGUUGUAUAUGCAGGCACAAACUGACCUGAGGUUAUGAGGUGAAUGGGGUGAGCUUAUCCCAGCAGGCACGCUCGGACAGUGCUAAGUGAGAGUUUAUGGGAGAUGGAGUCCAGCCAACACUCUCAGAAAUUGCAUGGGUGUGUGAGUGUUUAUGGGAGAUGGAGUCCAGCAGACCAUCUCAGAAAUUGCAUGGGUGUGUGAGUGUUUAUGGGAGAUGGAGUCCAGCAGACACUCUCAGAAAUUGCGUGGGUGUGUGAGUGUUUAUGGGAGAUGGAGUCCAGCAGACACUCUCAGAAAUUGCAUAGGUGUGUGAGUGUUUAUGGGAGAUGGAGUUCAGCAGACACUCUCAGAAAUUAGUAGCAGGUCCUCCAUGACGAGACACCUGGGUGACCACUCGGUUUUAUUUCAGUAUGUCACUUUUUAAAUCACUUUUUAAAUUGCUCUUAUGAUUUCAAAUGUGAAAUUUUAACUUGUAUCAAUAUCAAGAGGAGGCACAGUCUGACUGCUGGUGAUCUGUUUGUAGUCUUUAAACAGUCCGGUGCCCAGUGCCAGAAUGCAGGUUUGCCUGAUGGUUUAUGGUGUGAAGCAGUACAGGGUGCCUGGACUUGUGAGGAAGGCGGAUUCCCAGCUGGUGUUUGAGAAGAGAAGCUGGGGGAGGGCACUGCUAUGGCAUCAGUUAAAACUGCUCCAGGUCCAGUGUUUAGCCUUUUCCUUCUCUUUGAGCGCAAGCCAAAAUCUGCCUGACGGUAAUUUCGAGGGUACAGGCACGACACCUUAAAUAAUUUAAUUCACAUUUUAAUUGGAUAAUUAAAUAGUGCCAGUGCCACAGGCACUAAAAAGCCAAAUCUGAAAAUGGGUCUCGGUCGAAAAUGUAUCUCAAUGUAGUCUCAUGAAGACUGACAGAAUUUAGAACUGAAGAGACAUUUCAGCUCUGAUAAUUCUAGGAAUACAAGACUGCUGCUUAUAAGGUGGGGCUAGUUCACUGCAAGUCAUAUUGUAAGGCAUGAAUAGAUUGUUAAAAACUGCUUGCACUCCAACCAUCAGAGAAUACGAGGAAACCAAGAGAGUUUAUUUGGAUAUGUCUGAUAAAUAUGUCUGAGCAGCCUCCGCUCGUACAAAAAAAAUUCCAAGUUGCAAAAUGGCUUUUUGAACUUUGCACUUUGACUUUUUUUGUCUGCCGUUAAGCUCAGACAUAUUUUCAUUUCUGUGUGUCCUCGUAGUUCUUUUUUCAUGGUUUGAAUGUGAGCAGUUAUUUAAAAAAAUUUUAAAAAAUGAAAUAAUUUUAAACCUAUUUAUUUUUGGCACACGCACCAACCAGAUACUGUCUACUAGUUGCCUAGUUACAGACCCUUUUCUUAAUCUUAUGACAGCGCACAGCGAGGGGGGGUAAACUAAUCCACCACCCCCUUUAUAAAUCUGGACCGGUAUCGCCUGUUAACUGGUAUCAACUACUAGGUGAUACCAGUUGGUAAAAUCCUCAAAAUCCUGCCCCAGACUUCUGUAACACUUCUGUAGCACUUUAGGGCUGAUAGUGUUGCAAAUUUACACAAGUGCUGGGAGCACCAGCAGUUUCCUGACAGUGUAGUGGAAAAAUGUAGAUUUUUGAUGGAGUGAAGUGCACAAAGAUUGCUGCUUGUGUCGUGCCAACCUCAGGCUUGCGUGUUUUCGGACAUGUAAAGUCUGUCUGUUCAGCAGUUUCCAGUAGAGAACACAAAAUUGGUUCGCAGCAGUUUCCCAUGCAGACUUUCGUUUCAGUCCGUUCCCCUAAAUUUCGCUCUGCCGUAUCCAGUCUCGACUUCGUAGCAUCACGUUUUUAAGUUCGGCUUUGGUUUUCUCCACCGCUCCCAGCUUCCCUGUCUGUGAGAUACUGAGCUGCAGUUUGAUUCUCCUCCUGUCCCUUUGAAAGCAGCCUCUGCCGGUCCCUCCCACGUACUCCAAAAAUGAGUCAGGCAUCCGUUAGCGCGGAUGGGCGCUCCAGCUGUCACCCCGACUGCGUCGCCGUCGGCUGCAUUCCCAUUAGCACAAGCGUGUGCGUUUCCUGUGUGCAGCAGCCUGGGGUUCGGGUUGUGUAGAUCCCACUCUCAAUGGCGCUGUCACUCCGCUGCCACUGGAACUCCAACUCCCAUGAGCCCCCACUGGUGCUGAAUAAAGCGGAUUGUGACGUUGGAGCGUGCGGUCCAGACAAGGUGGCGCCAUCUCUUCCUCACUCAAAUAUGCCCAGGUCUGUCUGCUGUCCCUCAUAGAGUCACUGAAAGAGAAAAGUGUCACUGUCCUUAAUGCACUGGUGCAGUGUUACUGUGUCAGAUUUAGUCUUUGUCUUCAUUGAGAAUUACUUUGUGCCAGGACCCUCUGUAAAUCAGCCAAUCAGAAUAUGGAUAUAUUGGAAAAUACCCAUGUAACUGCAAUCAGAGUUUUGCAGAGUUUUUUUUACAUUUUUUUAUUUGAGGGAGAAACGUUUUUGUACCAUAGCCGUUCAGUGUUUUCAUUGAUUUAUUCUUUUUUUUUUUUUUUUUACUUUUGAAAAGCCAUAUAAGUGUCAGUUUUAUUUUUUGUGUCUUAAACAAAGUUGAAUUAAUUUUUAGUUUCCUUUUACUGCAUUUUGCCUGAGUGUUUUCUAAUGCAAAACAUUUUAACCAAAAAAACCUGCCUAAGCAACAGUGGUGUGUUAGUGGGGAUUUACUUACAAUUUUUAUUUUUUGCCGAGUCAUCUUUUGAGAGAAAGGGAAAGAGAUGAGCCUCCAGAACAACCUGCCUCUACAGGAUGGAGGGAGAGAGAAACGGGGAAGGAGGAGUGUGCCUUCAUAAGCUCCCUCUCGCCGUCACUCCGUCCCACCCCCAGAGGGUAAUCCCCCUUGUUUUUAGCUUUGGGGGGGCUGGUUCGAGCACAGUGAGCAGUUCAGUUAUACAACUCAUCGCGGUCCGAUCCGGCUCCGAUUUAUGAGGAUGAUUUCCUUUGUGUUUCGUUAAAGUUUGUACAUUGCUUUUGAAUGUCCCCUCAGUGCCAGACGUUGUUUUUAAUUGGUUUUCGUGUAUCGCAUGUUAUUUAACUAGCAGUGUUGUACUGAAAGGAAAGAGGUUGUUAGCAUGGCAAUCGGUACCAUCCGGUCCGGAAACAGUGUUCUCGCUAUUACACAGGUACACCGCGGGCCUCCCCUUAGCCUGUAGUCCACGUCCAGCCCUGACCGGUCGGUCACCUUCAGCUGCAGUUUGUCAAACAGUGCGGGUGCUAGCAAACAGAAUAAGAGCUCUUUUAUCCGUCACUUAAAUUGACGGCAAGAGGUGACGAUUGUUUGUGAGAACGUGGGGUGAACAUCACGGUUAAAGAGGGCUGCUGGGCUUCUGGACUACUGUGUUAUUUUGGUCCCGUACCAGAGAAGACCCACAGUCAAUACUGUUCCUUUAUAAAUGGUAAUAAUUAUAAUUCUUGUGUACAUAGAAUUGUAUUGUAUUAAAAAAAAGACCGAAGUCCUGAUUUUCACAUUGUGUGAAUGGUGCCAUCAAACAGGCUUCUCUCAGGGUGUCUCUGUCUACCUGGCCACAUUACCUGGAUACCCUUUCACCUGGCCAGCUUACCUGGAUACCCUUUCACCUGGCCAGCUUACCUGGAUACUCUCUCAGCUGGCUAUCUUACCUGGAUACUCUCUCAGCUGGCUAUCUUACCUGGCCACUUCAUCUGGAUACUGUUUUAGCUGACCAUCUUACCUGAGUACCCCUUUAGCUGGCCACCGUAUGUGGAUACCAAUUUAUCUGUAACAGCCUAUUACCCCCAACCCCCCCCCCCCCCCCCCCCCCCCGCCCCAUUCACUGUAAUAUCGUGGUGCCCUGUCACGCCCUUCCCUGUUUUGUAGUUAUGCUCUACCCCUACUACCCCUAACUGUCUUACUGUGCCGCCCCUGUGGACAGUGGGCAGGUCAGAGCAGCUCUGUAUGCUCCCUCUUUGGCCCCCGCCGCGCUCACCGGGCUCCUUCCUGAUCCGCUCCGGGGUCUGUCGGCACUGCCAUACUGUAAAUACCCUCAUGGUCAGUCGCAUUUUUCCCAGCAUCCCUCGCUGGGCCCAUCAUAGGAAAACUCAAGUCCGAAGCAUCAGGUAGACUAUCUGUGUUUGUAUCUUGUGUGGGGGGAAAAUGAAAAUGGUAUGUAAAAUAGUAUCUGUUAAGCCACUAUGUACUGUACAUUUUACUGCACAGAAAUGCAACAAACACAGACGUUACAACGAGCAUUUAUAACCAGGGGAUGUCUGCAGCUCCACGGUUAAAUCUUUGAAUAUCUUUAAGUGGGGGUGGCAGAGAAACCUUGAAAAAGCUGAAGCAUGCCUCACUCAGGCAAAUUGUCUGAUUGGCUGGCUGAAUACUGAUUCUGUUUUGUUUUUUUGUUUUUUUUUUCUUUAACAAGAAAAUGUCUCCUCUGGAAUCUAUGCAACAGCUUUUGUUCUCCACCUGUGUUGAUAUGUGGAUAGACAGACUGGAACCUGUAAAUAAUGUACAAGCAGAACUGAUUAAAAAAAGACCAUGGGAGAUGUAGUCUACAGAACUAAAUGGAACCCACAAAAUAUUAUGAAUGUUAGAAAUAUUUUUAUAUAUUUAAAACAACAAAAAUAAUGUGGGGACAAAGCUGUGAGAAGCAUUAAAGGGAAUGUUUUUAUUAAUUUAUAAAUGUUUGAAUUAGCAAUA
Molecule: messenger RNA, 9671 nt
Organism: Anguilla anguilla (European eel)
Lineage: Eukaryota; Metazoa; Chordata; Actinopteri; Anguilliformes; Anguillidae
Product: FTS and Hook-interacting protein homolog
Exons: 11
Coding region: 1309-4740 (1143 amino acids)
Biological process (GO): lysosome organization; endosome organization; early endosome to late endosome transport
Cellular component (GO): FHF complex
Source: RefSeq, a predicted model, not a curated record